CACAUGGUGCAGACAACUAUGGCAGCGCCGUUCCCAUACAGUCAGAACGGCGAGGCGGGUGCUGGCGUAAAAGCCGACCCGAGUAAAGAAGGGCCGCCGUUCUCGCCGCCUGGUGCGCCGGGGGCGCCAGCGCCAGGAGCCCCCGGAGCGCCCCCGGCCCCUCAGACCACACCCACCGCUGCCGUCCCGGGCGUACCUGUCACAGUCUCAUCCAGUGGGGCGACGGUAGCGGGGGGAAUGGCAGUACAGGUUCCCGUCGGUCCCCCUGUAGUCGCCAACGGUGUCGAGCAGCAAGCGGUUACUGCGAAUGAAGCAGAAAAUGGUGAAGCAGCAGCUAAUGGUCAACCUGGCACUCCAGCACCCACAAAGGAACAGCCAAAGCGACUCCAUGUCUCAAAUAUUCCAUUCAGAUUUAGAGACCCAGACCUCAGAAAUAUGUUCGGCAAAUUUGGCACAAUCCUUGAUGUGGAAAUCAUCUUUAAUGAGCGAGGAUCAAAGGGCUUUGGUUUCGUGACAUUUGCUUCUGCAUCUGACGCAGACCGUGCCAGAGACUCACUAAAUGGCACAGUCGUAGAAGGUCGCAAGAUAGAGGUGAACAAUGCCACUGCCCGUGUUCAGACCAAGAAGCCAACUGCAGCUGUUCCCAAUGUUAUACUCGCUAGAAAUGGAAUGGUGCCAACUGCCGUGGCGGCGGCCCUCCGAGGUGUUGCGAUCCAGCGUGGCAGGGCCCGGACGUAUCCGGCCACUGCCCUUGCACGUCAUCCCACCCCACUAACAGCUGCCGCCACAGCUCUGCAUGGCUACACACCCGGUGUAUAUUAUGACCCCUUCCUAGCAGCGCAAGCGGCAACUGCAACUCCUCUCCAGGUGAAUCCACAAGCAGCUGCAGCCGCAGCUGCAGCGGUGGGCCAGCCUGCUGCUGCCGUUGGUGCGGUCAACCACCCCGCCGUGGGGGCCUCCGCCGCCCAGCUCCUUAAAACACCAACACUUUCUGUCUCAACGGCCCAACAGGCAGGGUAUGCAGCAGCAGCAAAUGCCUACACAGCUGCCGCGGCACGGGCUUAUGGAGUGGCUGCGGCAGCCGCCCAACCUGCAGCCGUAGCAGCUUACCCUACCAUUGCCGCUGGAUCGAUCUAUUACAGUGCCUAUGCUGACAGGCCCUACCCGGACCCAUACAUCGCGGCUGCAUCCGGAAUUGGACCAGUGGCAGGCUACGGAGCGGUCUACAGAGGCAGCUACAAUCGAUUUGCACCAUACUGAGGACUUCACAUGUGCAUUCAUCAAAUAACAUGACAAUGCUGUUAUCAAUUGCUCAUUAGAGACUAUGUUGGUCUGUGUGACUGUAUAAUUAUAUAUAAAAAAGGACUCUGCUCCCAGCCCUUGACCAUCUCUUGUAGGAAAGUCCCUUAGAGUGUUAUCACAUUGCUUGGCUGGCAGAGUCUGGCUGUCAGUGCGACACACGAGGACCAAGUAUCCCCUGUGGCAGCUCAUUACUGCUUGCUACUUGGGCUCAUCCAAAAUGACAGCUUAUGGUAAAUGAGGCACAGUUACCUGGAUGCCCCCAUGCCAUGGAUCCAUCAGCAGUUGCUUCCAAAGCCUAAGGACUGGUGGCAGAAUGUUGGUGGUUGUGUGCGAGUGUGUUGUUGUGUGCCAGACCGGAACUGUUGUUGUUUGAAAGGUGACUGUAGUUGAGUGGCAUCCAGUUUGCACAACAACAGAUGGCUGGGGCUGGAAGGUGGUGUGUUGCCAACCACACCAACCUGACCAACACAUGGACUCUGUGCUGUUGUUACCAUUUUCCCUCUACCAUUUUGUAUGAAGGGUCUUGUAGUGAAUUUCUGAACAAUUUGGAAACCUCAGUUCCAACCCAUGUAGGCCAUUUCUGAGUCAGUGGAGUACCAUAAUUUGUUAUGUUGAGAGUAGGCAUGGCCCAUUUCAUACAGCAAUUAUGAAAUGAUAUAGUGCAUUUUUAAUGUAUUCAACGAAACAUUUGACAAGUGUGACUCAUAUAACCUAUACUUGUACAGUGUAUGUUUACACUCUUAAGAUAUACUUGAUAACCAGUUAUGAAUCUCGACUUCUGAUAGCCCUAUUGAUAUUAGCUAUAGAAUCUCAUUUCCUUUAUUACUUCCACUAAGAGUUUUUAAUUUUUCAUGUCUCAGAGUGCACUGUUUGCACUUGCUAUUUCUGAACGUAAAGUUAUUUUAUACAAGGUGCAAUGUCAGAACAUCAUUCAUCCUAAAGGCAUUGUAUUAAGAAUGUUUUUGGUGUUAUAUAGAUUUUUGUAUGAUGCAGAACCCCACAUAUAAGGUCACAUGUAGGUCCUAAGUCACAAAGGGUAUGAUUCUGUCAAGACAUU
Penaeus monodon (black tiger shrimp) is the source of this 2359-nucleotide messenger RNA. Its product is annotated as RNA binding protein fox-1 homolog 3-like. The record is from RefSeq and is a predicted model, not a curated record. Gene Ontology annotation, cellular component: cytoplasm; nucleus. Gene Ontology annotation, molecular function: mRNA binding. Lineage: Eukaryota; Metazoa; Arthropoda; Malacostraca; Decapoda; Penaeidae. Gene Ontology annotation, biological process: nervous system development; regulation of alternative mRNA splicing, via spliceosome.